Molecule: messenger RNA, 1368 nt
Organism: Anopheles marshallii
Lineage: Eukaryota; Metazoa; Arthropoda; Insecta; Diptera; Culicidae
Product: ornithine decarboxylase 1-like
Exons: 2
Coding region: 1-1368 (455 amino acids)
Cellular component (GO): cytoplasm
Molecular function (GO): ornithine decarboxylase activity
Source: RefSeq, a predicted model, not a curated record
AUGUGUGGGCCUAGAGUGGAGCUAGGUCCGAGGUUGUUAACCGAGAUACUCGGAAAUCUCACCGCACGGUGUCGAGUGGGCAGAAAUGCCGGCCGGUUCGACAGUUUGCGUCGAUCGACCCUGCGUGCCGGUUCGGUAAGUGUGAUGGAUCCCGGCUAUGUACUAAUCGACGAACACAGCUCGGUGGAGGAGCUGAUCCGGCACAUCUCGAAACGGGCAAUGACCAGCGAACCGCUGAACGUGCUCAACCUGGAUGAUAUCGUGAGCAAGCAUCGCAACUGGCAGCAACUUCUACCGACCGUAGCCCCGUUCUACGCGGUAAAAUGUAACAGCCAUCCGGCCAUCUUACGACUGCUUGUGGCGCUCGGUUGUGGAUUUGAUUGUGCCUCGAGGGUGGAGCUGGAAACCGUUCUCGGGUUGGGUGUUACACCGGAUCGUAUCGUGUACGCCAAUCCCAACAAAUCCAUCGGCUCCAUCCUGUACGCAAAGCAGACCGCCGUGAAACGGAUGACGUUCGAUGGUGCUGAUGAGUUGGACAAGAUAGCGCAGUACUUCCCAGAAGCAGAGCUCAUACUACGGAUACGGCACGAUGCACGCGUGGCACAGCUGUCGCUGGGACGAAAGUUUGGCUGUGAUCCCGAUCGAGACGCACGAUCAUUGCUGCACCAUGCCAAAGCGCGGGGAUUGCGUGUGGUUGGUGUCAGCUUCCAUGUCGGGUCGGGCAGCAUGGACGCUGAGUGUUUUUACGGCGGCAUAAGGAAGGCCAUGGAAAUCGUCGACAUGGGCAGAUCGAUCGGGAUGGAGCUGCACCUGCUGGACAUUGGUGGAGGUUAUCCCGGUGCGGAUGGGGAGCAUUUUCUGCAGUGCACACACCACAUUAACAAAGCGCUAGACGAGUUUGUCCGCUCGCGAACCGGACCGAUCACAGUAAUAGCCGAACCGGGCAGAUAUUACGUAGAGUCUGCCGUCACUGCACUGGUGAAUGUGGUGGCGAAAUCGUACGACAAGGACACCGCGGGAGGUUUGCUGCGCGUGAGAUACUACGUGGACGAUGGGCUGUACGACUCGUUCGAUUGGUGUGACGCGCAUACCAAUACGCCGGUGGUACCGGAGGAUAAACGUGGCGCGGCGUGCGUACGAUCGGUGAUCUACGGUCGUACCAUGUGCGAGCAUGAUGUAAUUCGUGAGGAAAUUUUCCUGCCCGAGCAUGAGAUUGGCGAUUGUCUCAUUUUUCACAACAAGGGCGCGUACGGUAAGCUGCUGGGCCGGGGACAUAAUGGUUUCACGCCGUCCAGCGUGAAGGUGUGUCUGACGAGAGGAACGCUUAAUUAUAUAUGUGCGGCAGCGGUUAAAGCAGCACGUGGAUAG